AUGGCUUCGCUGUACCAGAGGUUCACGGGCAAGAUCAACACCUCGCGCUCCUUCCCGGCGCCCCCGGAGGCCAGCCGCUUGCUGGGCGGCCAGGGGCCGGAGGAGGACGGCGCGGGGCCCAAGCCCCUCGGAGCCCCGGCGCCCGCGGCGGCGGCCCGGGAGCGCGGCGGCGGCGGCGGCGGCGGCGGCGGCGGCGGUGCGGGUGGCCGGCCCCGGUUCCAGUACCAGGCGCGGAGCGACGGUGACGACGAGGACGAGCUGGUGGGGAGCAAUCCUCCCCAAAGAAACUGGAAGGGAAUAGCAAUUGCUCUCCUCGUGAUUCUGGUCAUCUGCUCCUUGAUCGUCACCUCGGUCAUACUGCUGACACCAGCGGAAGAUAACAGUCUGUCUCAAAAGAAGAAGGUCACAGUGGAAGAUCUUUUCAGCGAUGAUUUCAAAAUUCACGACCCCGAGGCUAAGUGGAUAAGUGAUAAAGAAUUCAUCUACAGAGAACAGAAAGGAAGUGUGAUACUGCGGAAUGUUGAAACAAAUAUUUCUACAGUGUUAAUAGAAGGCAAAAAAAUUGAAUCAUUAAGAGCCAUCCGAUAUGAAAUAUCGCCAGAUAAGGAGUACGCUCUGUUUUCAUACAAUGUGGAGCCAAUAUACCAACACUCCUACACUGGAUAUUAUGUCCUGAGCAAAAUUCCUCAUGGGGACCCUCAAAGUCUGGACCCACCGGAAGUGAGCAAUGCGAAACUUCAGUACGCAGGCUGGGGUCCAAAAGGCCAGCAGCUGAUAUUCAUCUUCGAAAACAAUAUCUACUACUGCGCGCACGUCGGAAAGCAGGCCAUCCGAGUGGUGUCGACCGGGAAGGAAGGCGUGAUUUACAACGGACUCAGCGACUGGCUCUAUGAAGAGGAGAUUCUGAAGACGCACAUUGCGCACUGGUGGUCUCCAGACGGCACGAGGCUCGCCUACGCCACCAUCAACGACUCCCGCGUGCCCGUCAUGGAGCUCCCAACCUACACCGGCUCCAUCUACCCCACGGUGAAGCCCUACCACUACCCCAAGGCCGGAUGCGAAAACCCCAGCAUUUCCCUCCACGUCAUUGGCUUAAACGGACCCACUCACGAUCUGGAGAUGAUGCCGCCCGACGAUCCACGGAUGAGGGAGUACUACAUCACCAUGGUGAAGUGGGCCACCAGCACCAAGGUCGCUGUCAACUGGCUGAGCCGCGCGCAGAACGUGUCCAUCCUCACCCUCUGCGACGCCACCACUGGGGUCUGCACAAAGAAACAUGAGGAUGAAAGCGAAGCCUGGCUCCACAGACAGAAUGAAGAGCCGGUGUUCUCCAAGGACGGCCGAAAGUUCUUCUUUGUACGAGCCAUCCCACAGGGGGGACAAGGAAAAUUCUAUCACAUCACCGUGUCAUCGUCCCAGCCCAACAGCAGCAAUGACAACAUACAGUCCAUCACCUCCGGAGACUGGGACGUGACCAAGAUCCUGUCCUACGACGAGAAGCGGAAUAAGAUCUACUUCCUGAGCACGGAGGACCUGCCCCGGAGGAGGCAGCUCUACAGCGCCAGCACGGUGGGCACCUUCAACAGGCAGUGCCUGUCCUGCGACCUGGUGGAGAACUGCACGUACUUCAGCGCGUCCUUCAGCCACAGCGCCGACUUCUUCCUGCUCAAGUGCGAAGGUCCUGGAGUCCCCACGGUGACAGUGCACAACACGACCGAUAAGAGAAAAAUGUUUGAUCUAGAAACAAAUGAGCGUGUACAGAAGGCCGUGCGUGACCGACAGAUGCCCAAAGUGGAAUACAGGAAGGUCGAGGUUGAUGAUUACAACUUGCCCGUCCAGAUCCUCAAGCCGGCGACCUUCACCGACACCGCCCACUACCCCUUGCUGCUGGUGGUGGACGGCGCCCCGGGCAGCCAGAGCGUGGCCGAGAAGUUCGCGGUGACCUGGGAGACAGUGCUGGUGAGCGGCCAUGGCGCCGUGGUUGUCAAGUGCGAUGGCCGCGGUAGCGGCUUCCAGGGGACCAAGCUCCUGCACGAGGUGGGGCGGAGGCUGGGCGCCCUGGAGGAAAAGGACCAGAUGGAGGCUGUGCGGAUGAUGCUGAAGGAGCAGUACAUUGACAAGACGCGCGUGGCCGUGUUCGGGAAGGACUACGGCGGGUAUCUGAGCACCUACAUCCUCCCUGCGAAGGGGGAAAACCAGGCUCAGGUGUUCACCUGUGGCUCUGCUCUCUCUCCAAUCACGGACUUCAAGCUCUACGCGUCUGCAUUUUCCGAGAGGUACUUGGGUCUGCAUGGACUUGACAACAGGGCGUACGAGAUGACCAAGGUGGCGCACCGCGUGCCGGCCCUGGAAGGACAGCAGUUUCUGAUCAUUCACGCAACCGCGGACGAAAAAAUCCAUUUCCAGCACACGGCAGAACUCAUUACGCAGCUGAUUAAGGGGAAGGCUAAUUACAGCUUACAGAUCUACCCGGACGAAAGCCAUUACUUCCACAGUGCCUCCCUGCACCAGCACCUGUACCGAUCCAUCAUCGGCUUCUUCGUGGAAUGCUUCCGGAUUCAGGACAAGCCGCCCGCGGCCACCGCGAAAGAGGAGGAGGAGGAGGAGGACUGACCUGGAGCCAGCCCCGAGCGCUGCGGGUGGGGGAGCUCCUCCUGACAGUGUACAGCGGGGACCCCGCCUCCCUCGUCCGCAGGGGCGGGGCCGGGGCAAGAAGUGUGACUUCCCACAGCAUGUG
Enhydra lutris kenyoni (northern sea otter) is the source of this 2737-nucleotide messenger RNA. RefSeq names its product dipeptidyl peptidase like 6 (gene DPP6). Gene Ontology annotation, biological process: proteolysis. The transcript is spliced from 26 exons. Gene Ontology annotation, molecular function: dipeptidyl-peptidase activity; serine-type peptidase activity. The record is from RefSeq and is a predicted model, not a curated record. NCBI's taxonomy places the organism in Eukaryota, Metazoa, Chordata, Mammalia, Carnivora, Mustelidae. The coding region runs from base 1 to 2613 and encodes 870 amino acids.